GAAUGCCGAAACGAAGGGGCUAAUGAGCACCAGAGAGGGAGGAUCUAUAACUUCCAGAUGGCAACGAGCCCGUAAUCCCUUUGGGAUGAAUUAGGGACUCGUCAACGCAGCAGAGCCUGCUGAAGGGAGCAAAGCACACCACCUCUGGCUCCAGGAGUGCUGUGAGAGGCUGAGGGCAUCCCAAUGCUGCCAGCGCUGGACACCCUGCCCCGAGCUGCCUGGCUUUGUCUCACAGAGCUCUUGUGCUGCUGCGAGCCUGUCCCCGAGCACUGAAGUAAUUUUUGUUUUAACUGAUUGCAUGUUCUCCAACCAAACCCCAUAUGGGUCCUGCUCCUCCUGAUGCAGAAAGGGACUUCUGCCCUUAACAGAAAGACUUCUUCCCUCUGGUUUUUAUGCCCUGUGGGAUUGUAAAGUGUCUUUCCUCCUGGAUUUCAUCUCUCAUCAAAGUGUGUUUUGAGGAAUUAGGGGUUUAUUCCCAUGGCUUUAUAAACCUCUGGGAUCUGAGGGUUUCUACGUUGCCGCUGCUCCCACCUGCCUGCGAUGGGGCGCGAGCAGGAGCUGAUCCAGGCCGUGAAGAACGGGGACGUACCUGGAGUGCAGAAGCUGGUGGCCAAGAUCAAGGCGUCCAAGAGCAAGCUCCUGGGAUCUGCCAAGCGCCUGAACGUGAACUACCAGGAUGCAGACGGGUUCUCAGCGCUGCACCACGCAGCCCUGGGCGGCAGCCUGGACCUCAUCUCGCUGCUGCUGGAGGCGCAGGCCACCGUGGACAUCAAGGACAGCAACGGGAUGCGGCCCCUGCACUACGCGGCGUGGCAGGGCCGCCUGGAGCCCGUGCGGCUGCUGCUCCGCGCCGCCGCCUCCGUCAACAUGGCCUCGCUGGACGGGCAGAUCCCGCUGCACCUCUCGGCGCAGUACGGCCACUACGAGGUGUCGGAGAUGCUGCUCCAGCACCAGUCCAACCCGUGCCUCAUCAACAAGGCGAAGAAAACCCCGCUGGACUUGGCCUGCGAGUUCGGGAGGCUGAAGGUGGCCCAGCUGCUGCUGAACAGCCAUCUGUGUGUCGCCCUGCUGGAGGGACAAUCCAAGGAUGCCACUGACCCCAACUACACCACUCCGCUACAUCUGGCAGCCAAGAACGGGCACAAGGAGAUCAUCAGGCAGCUGCUGAAGGCUGGGAUUGAGAUCAACAAGCAGACAAAGACAGGCACAGCCCUGCAUGAGGCCGCGCUCUACGGCAAAACAGAGGUGGUGCGGCUCCUGCUGGAGGGUGGAGUUGAUGUGAACAUCCGGAACACCUACAACCAGACAGCACUGGACAUUGUCAACCAGUUCACCACCUCACACGCCAGCAAGGACAUCAAGCAGCUGUUGAGAGAGGCAUCAGGAAUCUUGAAGGUCCGAGCUUUGAAGGAUUUUUGGAACCUCCAUGACCCAACUGCUCUCAACGUCCGAGCAGGAGAUGUCAUCACGGUCCUGGAGCAGCACCCAGAUGGCCGAUGGAAGGGGCACAUCCACGACGCUCAGAAAGGCACCGACCGGGUCGGGUACUUCCCCCCCUCCAUUGCUGAAGUCAUCAGCAAGAGGACAGGCAUGGUUGUGCCCCGCGUGGCACCCGAGGGCCUGCUGGAGUUGAGGUGUGACAAAGCUGGUCUCCAGAGUUGGGUCCUCCCUCCACUCACUCCUCCUCUCCCUCAGCCUCUGCCCUCCACCGGUGACAACCUCCAGCAACACCUUUUGGGAUCAGAGCCACACAAUGGGACCUCCCCAGCAGGGCCACAGGGCCUCCAGACCCCAGGCAGCUGCCCCCCUGGAGACAGGGUCUUCUCCCACCAGUUCUUGCGUCCUGAGCAGCUCCUCGAGGGGAAGGAUGCAGAAGCCAUUUACAACUGGCUCCGUGAGUUCCAGCUGGAAUCAUACACUCUCAACUUCAUCAACGCUGGCUACGAUGUCCCCACCAUCAGCCGCAUGACCCCGGAGGAUCUGACAGCCAUCGGUGUGACCAAACCAGGCCACAGGAAAAAGAUCUCUACAGAAAUCGGGCAGCUCAGCAUUGCUGAGUGGCUGCCCAACUACAUCCCGGCUGACCUGAUGGACUGGCUCAGUGCCAUUGGGUUGCCCCAGUACCACAAAAAGCUGGUGAACAACGGCUACGAUUCCAUCACCAUAGUGACAGACCUGACAUGGGAAGACCUGCAAGAGAUUGGCAUCAACAAGCUGGGCCACCAGAAGAAGAUCAUGUUGGCUGUCAAGAAGCUCAGAGACCUCCGCAAAAGCCUCAAUCAAGCAGAAGCAACUUUGGCAAGACGCAAAGUCCCCGGUUCCCUGGACAUUGUCACCAUUGAGUCGCUGGAAAACGGGGAGUGCCAGUCCCCACACACGCUCAAAAUGACAACCUUCCAGGACAGUGAGCUCAGCUAUGAGCUCCAGACGGCCAUGUCCAACAGCUGCCACGACACACUCGGCAUCAAGAGCAGCCAGGGAAUGUCACGGAGCCAGGAGAGCAUCGGGGUGCGGUCGCGGGGCUCGGGGCACUCGCAGGACAACGUGCUGUCCCGGCGCCUCUCCAGCCCCUCGCAGGAGAGCCUGGGCAGCGGUGAGAGCAGCAGCAGCAGCGGGCAGUCCUGCGCACCCCCCCGCAGCAAGGAGAGCCCGGCCAGCCUGCCGGGCCGGCCCAGCCCCGAGCCCUACGGGAAGCUCGUGUCCCCCGAGGGGCUGAACGGCUUUGCCAAUGGUGGCGGCGGGGGCAGCCCUCUCAAGGAGAGGAACCUGCCCGAAGGAACGGAUCAGUACACCCGGCCUACGGCUCAGAAAGGAGCUGGGACUCCAGCGGUCACUCCCUGUACUCCUCCCCAGACUCCCAGCAAGGGAACAGCCCCGUACGUCUUCAUGUACCCACACGUCUCCCUGAAAUCCCCGACGGCCCCGUCCGUCCUGGGAGCAGAGCAGCCCAAGGCCCUAGCACAUCUCCCCUCCAUCUCCCCUGCACAGAAGAGCAGCCUGCAGACGUCAGCCCAAAAAGGCUUCUCCUACCUGCACAGCCAGUGCGGCCCCACAGAGCCACCCAGCACAGCCCCCACGGCUGGGGAGCAUCACAACGGAGGCGAAGGCCUGAAGCACAAGAAGCGCUCGCACAGCCUGAACCGCUACGCGCUGUCGGACGGGGAGCACGAGGAGGAGGAGGGGGCCCCCAGCAGCACCCUGGGCUCCUACGCCACGCUGACGCGGCGGCCGGGCCGCAGCCAGAUGCCGCGGGCCUGUCUGCAGGCGGACGCCAAGGUGACCCGGAGCCAGUCCUUCGCCAUCCGGGCCAAGCGCAAGGGGCCUCCCCCGCCGCCGCCCAAGCGCCUCAGCUCCGUGUCCAGCGCCCUCGCUGCCGAGGCAGACGGGGAGCAGCCCCCCAGCCCCGAGCGCCAGCCCACGGCCCCUCAGGACGUGGCUGACGGAGGUGCCACCCCCAGCGAUGCUGGCCGUGGCAGGACCGUGAAGAGCCUGGCGGCUGCGCUGGAGGGAACACCAGGUGUGAGUCCCUCCAAGCCCCUCCUGGCCCCAAAACCGCUGCACCUGACUCGGGACUGUCUCCCCCGGGCAGAUGUGGGUGAGGGGUCCCACGAUGGCAGUGACACCAGCGGUGCCACACUUUCCAAUGGCAGCAGGGACCCCUUUGAGAGCGGCAAGCCACGGAGACGGACAGUGAGUGAGCCCAGCGCUCCUAUGACAGAGGUGGCUGCACAGGGUGAGCAGGAGGAUGCCUGCUCAGACACUGAGGAGGAGGCCAAGCCAGGGGUCUCCUCUUCAUCGUCCCAGAACAGCUCCAGUGAGUGCAUCCCCUUUGCAGAAGAAGGCAAUUUAACCAUCAAACAGCGGCCAAAGCCCAGCGGGCACUCCAAGGCUGACGCGGCCGUGCCGGACAUGGAGCCUGGUUCCCAGCCAGCAGAGCCGCAGGGCUCCGGUGGGAAGGAGGCAGCAGCCCCCGCUGGCAGCAAGGAGCCGCCCGUGCUGGAGUUCAACCUCACCGAGUCGGACACGGUGAAGCGCCGGCCGCGCUUCCGGGAGCGGGAGCCGCUGCAGGCGGUGCUGAAGGCGUUCAGCAUGGCGGGGCAGGCCGAGGCGGGGGGCACCCCCACACCCCAGUAUGCCCAGGCCCAAGCCGUGAGCAUCGCGGGCCCCCCCACCUCAGCACCAGCACCACAGCCCACGCUGGCUGGGGAUGCCUUUGAUGAUGACAGUGUGGAGUUCAGGAUUGCUGAGAUAGAGAAAAGCAUCUUGUCGCUGGAGAAAGGGAUGAAGAAGGCCCCAAGUCCCACCAAAGCCCCCAGCCCCACAGAGCUGGUUGGCACAGCUGUGGUGAGGACACCCACUCCAGAUGUCCCUGCCAAGCACACCUCCGUGGCAUCCACCAAGCUCGUCUUCUCUGGACCCAAGACCAUCUACCAGCAGGUCCUGCAGCCCUCCCGCCACACUGUUGCCCCCUGGGCGGCCACCGAGGCGGUGCCAGAUGUGAUCGGGGCCCUGCCCGCUCCUGGCUCACUGACAAUGGAAACAGGCAGCAAGGUAUCAGCCAAGCCUUUGGCAGCUGCCCCGGGGGCCACCCUGGCCCAGCAGCGGCUGGAGCAGACCAACUCCAGCCUGGCUGCCACGCUGCAGGCGGCCGAGAAGAAGAUCACAGUGGAGGAGGCAGAGAGCCACCCUGGAACCGUGCACUCGGCCAAGAACAUUUUGGAAGACAUCAGCAACAUGUUCGACGACCUGGCUGACCAGCUGGAUGCAAUGCUGGACUGAGGCUUGCUCCCUCCUUCCCCUCCCCGCCCCGGCUGCUCCAGCAGUGCCCUCGCGAUGGGGGAGGAGUGGAUCCAGCACCGAGCGGUGCCUGCAGCUCUCUCCAGCCGCCUCCCUCCCCACACUUUGCACUGAGGCUGGGAACGAAGCUGCCCUCCUUGCCCGCCCUUGGCUCUGUGUCACAUGUGACAGCGUGGCCUUGGGCCGGUUUCUGAGGGGGUCAGGCAUUUCCCACCAGACUGGCAGCAGGAGGAGAGCCCAGAGGGGCUGCACAUGCAGUGCUGGAGGCCACGGAGAAGCCCUUGCUCCCUUGCACAGAGCUGAGGAGCCUCCACAAGGGACCUUUCUCUUUCCCUACUGCAUUGUCAGAGUCCUGCAUCUUAUUAUUUAUGCCCUGCCAACAAAGUGUCACAGGAGAGACCUCCCCGGGCCGCCGCCAGGGAGCUGGCGAUUCACUGUGCAGCCGCAGCCCCGGCCAGGCCUGACAGCAGCUAAAAGAAGACAGGGCUUGUUGCAAUUUGGCAGCUUGCAGAGCGAGAAGGAACCUUUCUGCUUUAUUUGCCGCUUUUCCAAACGCGUCAGCAUCGGCAGCGUGGAAUCCGAGUGGAUGGAAAUCCCUCCAGUGGGACCCUCAGACCCCUGGAGAUGGGGCUGGCACAGCCUGCAGAGCAGCGGAUGCUCUGCCACGGCCAUGCUGGAUGUGUGAGCCUUCCUGCCCCUUCCCAGAGUGAUGAGGAUGGGAAUGGCAGUGCCAAAAACCUGGGAAUUUGGGCCAGUCCGUCUGGAUCGUGCUGCUCAAUGGAGUUUGCCCUCUGCCAACACAGUGCCUACGCAAACCCCCACCCUGGUCCUUCCAGAGUGCAGCAGCAGCAGCAUGAUUAACGCUUUUAAAUUCUUUCCUCCCCUCCCUUAUCCCUUUUUUUUGGGAGAAAACAGUCCCUUUUCCCGGUGCCCCUCCCCGCAGGGAGCUGCUGGCACAAUCCCCGCCGUGAGCGUUGUUGUGCAGUAGCAGCGCUUGGGACGCGAUCCUUCCUUCCCGCGGCUCUGCGGCCCGGCGGGGGAGCUGACCCCGCAUGCACCGGGAAUCGGGCUCGGGAGCCCGCGGAGCUCUCUGCGGCCGGGCGGGAGCAGCGGCUGCAUCGCUCCCAGACACAUUUCUCUCGCAGGAUCUGCUCACUAGUGCAUGGCUAAAUAUGUCCAAGAGCCCCGAACUUGGCUCGCGCUCGGCAUGCCAAGCAAAUGAAAGCAUCAGAGCACCAGAAGGGAACCGAAGAUUGUGCUGAAGUGCCAUUUGCUACAAAAAUUCCAAACAACGGGAAAGAAAAUUCCACGCGUUUCCCUUUUCUUUUUUUAAAAAAAAAUCACCAAUGCAAAUCCAAACCAGAGAGGGAGAAGGAGGCUGAGAAGGCAGCUGCUUCCCAAUCCUGUUGGGAGAUUGCAGCCCUUGUGCUGUUGGAUGGAAGGGGGGCAAAGCCCACCUGAGCAUUCCUGAGCGUCUCUGCUCCUGAGGGCAGCUGUGCCAUGGGCUGCACAGCCAAGAGGUGCCAGCCUGGUUUCUGGGCUGAAAAGCAAAGACAAUAAGCCCUGAAAAAAUGUAAAAUCCCAUUGUUGUUUGGGACUUGAGGUCAGUGUGAGGCAGGUAAGACACUUCUUCUUCCCUGGCUCUGAUUUCUGUCCCACACUGAGUGCAUCCACUGCCUGUGUCUGAGUGCCACAUCAUGGACAUGAUGAUUUCAAAUAGCUACGACCAGUGGCACUUUAUAAAGAGGUUCACAGAAACCUUUUAAAACUGAUUUUUACUCUCACGAGUCAACUUGGGACAAGCCCAGUUGGUUUUUUUUUUCCAAUGUUGAUAAACUGUAAAUGUUUUUUUUUUAAAGGCCAAUGUAUAUAUUUUAAAUGUGAUUUAUUCUAUAUAUUUACUAACCAGAACUGCAAGUCUUGGGUCAGGGAUAAGAGGACACUGGGGUGGAGCUGCCGCUGUCUGAGCCACCUGAGGGCAGCACUACGCUGCUCUCAUUGUCAAUAAGGGAACUAAACAUUUGAUUUUGCAGAAGAAUGCCUAUUUUUUGAGCUCUAGAUCUCUAUUUUGAAGCUACUGUAUGGUGUGUAAGUUAUGUACACUGCACUGGGACUAACUGACCCCAGCUGCACCUGCUCCGUGCAGCGAGACAGUGAGGGGAAAAAAUAGCCCAUGUAAUCACCAGACUGACAACAGAUUCUAAACCAUCUGCUCUGUUUGUGUUAAUCAUGUGUUUUGUUUUCCACUAACAUCCAUUAAGACUAAAUUCUAUUAAACAGUGGGGCAUAUUUUACCCUUUUUAUAGUUUUGCCUAGUUGUUUGCUUUGUGUGAAAUGGGACAAACUUGUUUCCUACUGCUUGAAGUCCAUUGAAGAUCAGCUUUAUCCUGUCCCCUGAGUGCUCCAGGUUCCUCAGAUAUUCUCCCCUAGUGAGUCCCAGUCAUGCCCAGUGGGGUGAAUGUUCAGUGUGAGUCUCACUAUCACGACAGUAACAUGGUGACAGUGCUGGUGUCCCAGUGUCCCAGUGCCCAGCUCUGCCCAUGUGCCACCUCCACCAUCCCAUGUGCCAGGCAGAGCAUUCCUCCCUCCUCCUGCCUGCUCAGUGUGGCCACUGUCACCCCAGUGCCUUUUCCAGCUGCCCCCAACCUUCCACCCACCCAGAGGGAUUCACACUGUGCCUCCAGCCUCGACUGAAGCAGUGCCUGGGAUCCAGGAAACCAAACUUUGUAGGAAGAGGCUUUCAGAGAUGGACAGAUUUGCCCAAAGCUGAGCAGAAACUGGGAAAAAGGCCAGAACUGGAUCCCAGCAGCAUCAAGCUCUGGCUGUGUCCCUAAAACAGGAAAAUCACACCCUGUGACCCCAGCAGCCACAGACAUUUUUACCUCCUUCCUUUGCUGGGUGCAAACUCGUUCCCAACUCUUGGGUGUGUUAUCCAAGACAAUCAUUUAUUGCCAUUCAUAUAUUGGAUGCUUGUGGGUCUGGGUUUGUUUCUUUUUUUUUUUUUCCUUUUUUAUACAAUUUACAGGUUUUAAUACAAAUGAAAUAUUUUUACAUACAUCCCAAAAAAUUUAAUAUAAAAUAUACAGCAUUUAAAAACAUCUUGAUGUAGGAAAUUUCCUUCUGAAGCCAUGCACUCUGAGCCUUAGACACUUCAAUGGCUGAGGGAAGGGUGGCACUGGCAA
Zonotrichia albicollis (white-throated sparrow) is the source of this 7979-nucleotide messenger RNA. The record is from RefSeq and is a predicted model, not a curated record. NCBI's taxonomy places the organism in Eukaryota, Metazoa, Chordata, Aves, Passeriformes, Passerellidae.